UUGUCCAGUUCUAUGAUAAUCGUAUUUGCACUAGUCAAUGUCUUCUCUAUUGCAUAACGAUACGUGUAAUCCAAACGAAGAUUUUAUUUAAUUUCAAGAAGAAUAAGUCAUUUGCGUUAUUUUUGUUUUGCCAUGGAGACUGCAAAGGGUAGAGGUCUGAUCCGGCAAAUAACACAUACAUACGUGCUUUUAUUUUAUUUCGUCAAAUUUCCUAACUCAAUUUUCUAAAACUUUCGUGUGAAACAUGGAACUCUCGUCGAAUAAAAGUGAAAAGACAGGAAAGAAAAUAAAGAAACUUUCCAAAUUCAUUUUGGUACUCGGUUAAUUUUAACUGUAUAUCAUAUGACUUAAUAUGGAAAUAAUAUAACUCAACUUUCGUUGACAAUUAGUAUCUAAUUUAUUAGUUACGGAUAAAGAGAACAUCAAACUUGAAUACGUGUAUAUUUUUCUAAUUAGAACAGAAUAGAUAAUGUUUCUUGUUUUAUGAAUCGCAGCAUACAUCCAUACAACGCCAUAUAUGCAUUUACGAUCAAUUUACAGACACAGUGGAGUAUUCGUCAUAAUUCUUAGUACGUAGAUUCUAUUCUGUACUAUAUAGAUAAAUUAAUACGUAUGUACCAUUUCUUUAGUUUCCUGCGUAGAGAUAUGAAAUUAUAUAGAAAUUCGCAGUCUAAUUAACGGAUGGAAUUAUCAAUCUCUCGAGAAUUAAUGCUCGUUCGCGGCAGUGACUUUCACCUAUUUAUUUCCUUGCCAUGGUUUUGAAUGGGCAAAGAUGAUUAUUUGAAUAACAUCUUGCGCGACUGUAAUGCAGAAGGACAAAGAUAUAAUAUUAAAGGAAAUUUGAAAUUAUAAAAAGAUUUAGAAAAAUUAGAAAAAGUAAUUUGUUAGCACAUAGCAACGUAGGAGGUAAAAAUCGGAACCGCAGUGAAGGCUGUUAACGUAUACUUGUAUAGUGUAGAAAUCGAUGAAACGAAUAGAAUCGUGAUUAUUAUUGCUGUGGUUAGGUGAUUUUUAUUCUAUAGUGUAUGUGUAACAAUACGUGAAAAAGGAUAGCAGGAGGUGAGGAACGAGGUGAGGAAAGAGGUACAUAUAUACCAGAUACGUACGUAUUACGUUACGUUACAGAAAUCGGACCAACACUAAUGGAUUACACACAGAUACCUGGUUCCCGUUAUUUACAUAUAUCGUAUAUGGGCGAUAAGACACGGAAACCUGUCUCGAGAACUCGUGUCAGCCAGUCGCUGAAAAAACAUCAAGAGGUCUACAUCUUCUGGUAGUACAUCAGGUGUACAUCAGACAUUUAAGAAAAUGUGUGAUGAGUGGAUGGAUAUUUCCAUAUACGUAAAUGACAUUACUCCACAGUGUCGUACCGUUCUAAUGGUGAUUAGUGAACUUCAGCUGAAGUUCGAUGUUCGUCAGGUUAACCUGGAGAAGAAGGAACAUCUAUCGGAGACAUUUUUAAAAAUAAAUCCUUUGCACACGAUUCCGGUGUUAAAAGAGCACGACUUUGUUCUUACGGAUAGUCACGCUAUCGCUUGUUAUGUGAUUGAUGAUUUGUCAAAUUAUGAUUAUUCUCUAUACCCGAAAGAUCUGCAGAUGCGAGCUCAGAUUCAUCAGUAUCUCAUAUUCGAAGCGGCGACAAUGUUCCCUCUUGUGAAACACACCUUGCUACCGAUAAUAUUGGGACAACAGUCUACUAUCACCGAAGAAAAGUUGAACGGAUGUAAAGAAGCGUUCUUGUACUUGGAUAAGGUUCUGGAAGGCAAGAAGUGGUUGGUCGGCAAAUCUUACACUGUCGCGGAUAUUAGUUGCGUAACUCUGGCCAGCAGUAUCUCUAUUCUGGUGGAUAUGGAUCAAUAUCCGAAUGCAAAGGCUUGGCUAAAAAGGUGCGAGGAAGAAAUAUUGAGCUACAAAGAAUGGAAUGUACCAGGACUUAAAAAAUUACAUCCACUUCUUACUUCCGCACUCCCCAAAUCCUAAAUAUAUAAAAUAUACCUAUAUAUGUAUAUAUAUAUAUAUCUAUAUCUAUAUCUAUAGAUAAAUAAGUAUCAUAUAUACAUAUAUAGAUAUAUAGAUAUAAUAAAUAUAUCUAUAAUCAGAGUGGAAGAGUGAGGUGAUUGCUCUGAUAAUAUGUGUGAAGUUCUAACAAUUUUUUCUUCUUUUUUAUAUAUCAUUUUUUAAAUUUGUAAUUUUGCUAUAAUUUGUUAUAUACACAGUUGUAUGACAAAUACUAAUAAAAAUACAUAUAUACUUA
This is a messenger RNA of Bombus huntii, 2254 nucleotides long. Its product is annotated as glutathione S-transferase 1-like. Gene Ontology annotation, biological process: glutathione metabolic process. The coding region runs from base 1309 to 1980 and encodes 223 amino acids. Gene Ontology annotation, molecular function: glutathione transferase activity. NCBI's taxonomy places the organism in Eukaryota, Metazoa, Arthropoda, Insecta, Hymenoptera, Apidae. The transcript is spliced from 7 exons. The record is from RefSeq and is a predicted model, not a curated record.